Vespula pensylvanica (western yellowjacket) is the source of this 3600-nucleotide messenger RNA. It is a transcript of the gene LKRSDH, whose product is annotated as alpha-aminoadipic semialdehyde synthase, mitochondrial. Lineage: Eukaryota; Metazoa; Arthropoda; Insecta; Hymenoptera; Vespidae. Gene Ontology annotation, molecular function: saccharopine dehydrogenase activity. The record is from RefSeq and is a predicted model, not a curated record. Gene Ontology annotation, cellular component: cytoplasm. Bases 127 to 2955 code for a protein of 942 amino acids. The transcript is spliced from 10 exons.
CUCUUUAGUUGGAUCAACUUUCACACAGUGUAUAUUCUCGGUAGUGGAUGGAUGGUGCGAAACGUUUCCGUAGAACGUUUUUCUCUUUUUUCGUGAUAUCGUUAAUCAUAAAAAAAAACAUAUAUUAUGUGUAUAUUAGGAUUUUUCAAAUUAGAACAGAAGUAUCUUCUUAAAUUGAAACCAAUACGUUUUUUAACGCAUAGUAUACGUAAUACUAGUACUUUAAAAGGAAGAGUUAUAGCGAUAAGACGAGAAGAUCAAUCAGUAUGGGAAAGACGAGCACCAUUGGCACCAUCGAACGUUCGCCGAUUAGUCAGAGCAGGUGUAAAAGUCAUUGUUCAACCUAGUAAUAGAAGAGCUUAUCCGGUGCAAAGUUAUCAGGCAGCGGGUGCUCUCGUACAAGAAGACAUCAGUUCUGCAUCUGUCAUUUUUGGAGUCAAACAAGUACCGGUCGAUCAUCUGAUACCUAAUAAAACCUAUUGUUUCUUUUCUCACACGAUAAAGGCACAAGAAAAUAAUAUGCCGUUGUUAGAUGCGAUUUUGGAAAAAAAUAUACGUCUAUUGGAUUACGAAAAAUUGACUGAUCAAAACGGACAAAGAGUUGUGGCGUUUGGUAAAUACGCUGGGGUUGCUGGUAUGGUCAACAUAUUGCAUGGAUUAGGGCUUAGAUUACUUGCAUUGGGUCACCAUACACCGUUUAUGCAUAUAGGACCAGCACACAAUUACAGAGAUUCGUCAAUGGCAAGACAAUCUAUAAGAGACGCUGGAUACGAAAUUGCAUUGGGCGCAAUGCCGAAAUCAAUCGGACCUUUGACCUUUGUUUUUACGGGCAGUGGAAACGUAAGUCAAGGUGGCCAAGAAGUAUUUCAAGAACUUCCUCACGAAUAUGUACCACCGGAAAUGCUUAGAAAAGUAGCGGAACAUGGAGAUACCACGAAAAUUUAUGCCUGUGAAGUAAGACGAAGGCAUCAUUUGGAAAGAAAAGAGGGCGGUGGUUUUGAUCCGGAUGAAUACGAUAAACAUCCAGAAAGAUAUAUAUCUACGUUUAGCAAAAAGAUAGCACCUUAUACUUCGGUUAUAAUAAAUGGUAUUUAUUGGGCUAUUGAUUCCCCUAAAUUAUUGACCAUACCAGAUGCAAAGUAUUUGUUAAGACCUGCCAAUACACCUUGGUUACCUAUCAGCGUUGGUGCACCAGCUUUGCCUCAUCGAAUGUUAGCGAUUUGUGAUAUAUCAGCUGACCCUGGUGGGAGUAUAGAAUUCAUGAACGAGUGUACAACGAUCGAUACACCAUUUUGUCUUUAUGACGCUGAUCGUAACAAAGACACGAAGUCAUUCAAAGGUCCAGGAGUCUUAGUAUGUUCGAUCGAUAACAUGCCAACGCAACUUCCCAAAGAAUCUACAGACUUUUUCGGCAAUCUUUUAUAUCCGUAUGCUCUUGAAGUUAUAAUGUCGGACGCUAAGAAGCCAUUGGAGGAACAUAAUUUUAGUCCGGUCGUCAAUGACGCCAUAAUCGCAUCGAAUGGAAAGUUAACGCCAAAUUUUGAAUAUAUCCAAGAACUUCGACAAUUGAAUCAUCGAAGUAGACAUAAAGCUGAUAACGGGGAUAAACAAAAUAAAACGGUUGUCAUAUUAGGCGCUGGUCAUGUUUCAGCACCAGUCGUCGAAUAUCUUCACAGAGAUAACAGUAUCAAACUGGUAGUAGUAUCUCAAUUGAAAGAUGAGGCUGAUGCAUUGGCCAAUCGAUUUCCUGGUGUUGAACCUAUAUUCUUAAAUGUUCUUGAAAGACCAGAUAUCUUGGAGGAUAUUAUUAGAUCGGCACACGUUGUUGUAUCUUUAUUACCCUAUUCGUUGCAUCAUGUUAUAGCUAAGGCUUGCAUCGAGACUAGAACACACUUAGUAACAGCUAGUUACAUGAAUAACGAUGUUAAGGAGCUUCACGAGGAAGCCGUUGCCGCAGGAAUUACCGUUUUGAACGAAAUAGGUCUCGAUCCUGGUAUAGAUCAUUUGUUAGCUUUGGAAUGUUUCGAUGACGUACGAAAAGCUGGUGGAAAGAUUGAAUCGUUCGUCUCAUGGUGUGGUGGUUUACCCGCACCAGAAUGCUCUUUUAAUCCUUUAAGAUACAAAUUUAGUUGGUCGCCUAAAGGUGCUUUGUUAAAUACGUUGGCACCAGCUAAAUAUCAUCGAGAUGGCCAGGAAGUAGAAAUAUCAGGUGGUGGUGAUUUAAUGUCCGCUGUACAAUCUCUAGACUUUCUUCCUGGAUUUGCAUUGGAGGGAUUUCCUAAUCGAGAUAGUACUAUAUAUCGUGAACUUUAUGGAAUUCAGAAUGCUAGCACCGUAUUACGUGGUACCAUAAGAUUCAAAGGAUUUUCUGAUACCAUACAGGCAUUGCAAUAUCUUGGACUUAUUGAUCCUAAUCCUCAUCCUAUUCUUCAUCCCAGUGGGCCAGAUAUUACAUGGAGAGUAUUGAUAUGCAAUUUACUUGGAUUGGCAAACGAUAAAAUCUUCUUUGAGAAUCUCAAACGAAAAAUCGCGGAAAGGGUAAAUUCGGAGGAACGUGUACAAGCUAUCGAAGAUUUAGGAUUAUUGGAAGAAGAUUUAGUAUUGAAAUUGAAUACACCUUUGGACACAUUAACUCAUUAUCUUUCGAAGAAACUUUUUUACGAAAAGAACGAACGAGAUCUUGUUAUUCUGAGACACGAUAUUGGUGUAUUGUGGCCUGACAAUAAAAGAGAAGCUAAAGGAAUUAAUUUGGUAUUGUAUGGCGAUGUAAAAGGACAUUCCGCUAUGGCUCGUACCGUUGGAUAUCCCGCUGCUAUUGCCGUUAAAAUGAUUUUAGACGGUGAGAUUCAACAAAGAGGUAUGUUAUUACCAUUUACUCCGGAUAUUUAUCGACCGAUACUUCAUCGUCUUAAAGCGGAAGGUGUGGAGUCCUUUGAAACUUCCAGAUGGUUAUAAAUUAUUUUUGAUUACGUUGCUUGUUCUUUGUAACUAUAUAUUAAGAUGUUUACAUCUUUCACUUUUAUAUCAUUUCACUUUUAUUCCGUUUUUAAUCGAACGGAAAUAAAAAUUAUACUAUUUAAUUUGAAGGGUAAAAAAUACACACACAUAAAUAUAUAUAUAUAUAUAUAUAUAUAUAUAUUUAUAUAUAUAUAUAUAUAUUUAUGUACGGACACGAUCGAGUCGUUUUAUAACGCCAAAGUACUUUGAUUUAUUCACUUAGAGCAAAGUUAAUCAUUCACAAAAAUGGAAAUAUUCCUUUUUGUUUACAAACGAAUUGCUCUUAUCUCUCUGGCAGCUAAAAAUCUUACAAUUAAUGACUCCUUAGUAAUCCUUCAUCUUAUUAACAUUAUCCCAUAACAGAGAUUACGGAUUAUUAAUUACAUUUAAUUUCGACAGUGUUAAUGUUUUUUAUCUAACGAACAUUCCUAUAGAACGCUAUAGUCAAACUUUGUACGUAACAACAAUGAUUUUUAUCGUUAGACAAUGAUGUGUAUUUAUAAUUUAAUGUAAUGUAUUUUAUUUCGAAAACUUAGAUUUAAUAACAUACACGUAUGAUAUCGUACAAGGAACGUCGAAAACCAAAAAUUUUAUAUAACGACA